UUUGUUUUUUUGUAGGGUGGGUCAGAAAUGAGUGAGGACUACCACUACAGACUGGACCCCAGCGAUCGCCUCAAUGGUUUGGGACAAAGGAGGAAGAAACCAAAGAAGUCCGACAGCAACACAAGCUUCCUGCGUGCGGCCAGAGCAGGGAACGUCGACAAGGUGUUGGAAUAUCUGAAAGGGGGCGUCGACAUCAACACCAGCAAUCAGAAUGGACUUAAUGCACUCCACCUGGCAGCCAAGGAAGGCCAUGUAGAUCUUGUGCAGGAGCUGCUGGAAAGGGGAGUUGCAUUGAAUUCCGCAACAAAGAAAGGCAACACUGCUCUGCACAUCUCCUCUUUAGCUGGUCAGGCCGAAGUGGUGAAGAUUCUGGUCAAACAAGGUGCCGACAUCAACACGCAGUCUCAGAAUGGAUUCACUCCUCUCUACAUGGCUGCCCAGGAAAAUCACUUGGAAGUGGUGCGAUACCUUCUGGAGAACGGAGGCAACCAAAGUACUGCCACGGAGGACGGCUUCACCCCACUGGCCAUUGCCCUUCAGCAAGGCCACAACCAAGUGGUUUCAAUCCUACUGGAGAACGACACUAAAGGCAAGGUCCGGUUGCCCGCCUUGCAUAUCGCGGCCCGCAAAGACGACACCAAAUCGGCAGCGCUGCUUCUCCAGAAUGACCACAACGCGGAUGUCCAGUCCAAGAUGAUGGUCAAUAGAACUACUGAGAGUGGAUUCACGCCACUGCAUAUUGCUGCCCACUAUGGAAACGUCAACGUUGCCACGCUCCUACUCAACCGAGGGGCUGCAGUCGACUUUCUCGCCAGGAACGGCAUCACUCCCCUUCACGUGGCAUCUAAGCGAGGCAACACCAACAUGGUUUGCCUGCUGCUGGAUCGUGGCUCUCAGAUAGAUGCUAAAACAAGGGAUGGCCUGACCCCGCUCCACUGCGCGGCUCGGAGCGGACACGACACGGCCGUCGAGCUCCUCCUGGAGAGAGGAGCGCCGUUGCUUGCCAGGACCAAGAAUGGCCUGUCUCCCCUCCACAUGGCGGCACAAGGCGAUCACGUGGAUUGCGUCAAACACCUUCUGCAGCACAAGGCGCCCAUCGGCGACGUGACUUUGGACUACCUGACGGCUUUGCACGUUGCCGCCCACUGCGGCCACUACAGAGUGACCAAACUUCUUUUGGACAAGAGGGCCAACCCAAACGCGCGGGCAUUGCCUGUAAGAAGAACCGGGUGA
Molecule: messenger RNA, 1233 nt
Organism: Syngnathoides biaculeatus (alligator pipefish)
Lineage: Eukaryota; Metazoa; Chordata; Actinopteri; Syngnathiformes; Syngnathidae
Product: ankyrin-2-like
Exons: 12
Coding region: 28-1233 (401 amino acids)
Biological process (GO): regulation of cardiac muscle contraction; protein localization to T-tubule
Cellular component (GO): T-tubule
Molecular function (GO): protein binding
Source: RefSeq, a predicted model, not a curated record